GCUCGGGGGGGUGUUUUCGUUAGUGUGAGCCGCUUUAGUGUUUUCUGCUCUUAUGGGUUUGAGAGGAUAACGUCUCCGUCUACCGCUGCAGACUCAGCUCAGUCUUUUCUGAGCUGCUGCUUGGCUUUAUAGCUGACACUGACCUUGUAACUGCCUACGUACAAGAAGAUAAAACCAUGGGAAAUACAAGUAGUGAGAGGGCUGCAAUGGGCCACGGGGAAAAGGCUCAGCGAAGAGACAGCCGAGGCAUAAAGGAGGGGGAGAGGCCAAAAAUCCUGAUGGACAGCCCCGAGGAUGCAGAGAUUUUUCACGGUGAAGAUAUGAAAGCUCCUUUAGAGAAAGAAGAGUUCCUUGCAUGGCAGCAGGACUUAGAAGCAGAAGACAAAGGGCCAACUUUAGACCGACCAACAGUCUUUCGCUGGACUGGAGAUGGCAAGGAGGUCUACCUCUCUGGAUCCUUCAACAAUUGGGCCAACAAAAUUCCUCUUAUUAGAAGUCAGAACACAUUUGUGGCCAUUGUUGAUCUACCUGAAGGUGAGCAUCAGUACAAGUUUUAUGUGGACGGCCAGUGGACCCAUGACCCAGCUGAGCCAGUUGUAACCAAUCAGCUUGGCACAGUCAACAAUGUCAUCCAAGUCAAGAAAACUGACUUUGAGGUGUUUGAUGCUCUAAUGGUGGACUCGCAGAAAUGCUCUGACAUGUCAGACCUCUCCAGCUCGCCUCCUGGGCCAUAUCAUCAGGAUGCCUAUGCUCCGAAACAGGAAGAGAAGUUUAAGUCUCCACCCAUCCUUCCACCACACCUGCUACAGGUCAUCCUCAACAAAGACACUGGAAUUUCUUGUGACCCUGCAUUACUCCCAGAACCCAACCAUGUGAUGCUCAACCACCUUUAUGCUCUUUCCAUAAAGGAUGGGGUGAUGGUACUCAGUGCAACACAUCGCUACAAGAAGAAGUAUGUUACCACCUUACUAUAUAAGCCCAUCUGAUUCAAGAUCAAGUUCAAGACUUUAUAAAUUCUGUUCCAGUGUGUUAACUGUACACUGAGUGUACAAAAUAUUAGCUCCACCUGUCUUUUCCAUAGCGUAGAGAGGACAGGGGAGUCCAGGCUCAUAUCGCUUUGGGGUUUCACCUCUUAAUUCCACAUGCUAACUUAAAGAAGCAGCUCUAAAAGAGGUGAAGUUAUAUUUGUAAAUUUAACUUUCAUUUGCAGAAAAAAAUUAGGAAUAGUAUUUACUGAGGGAAUGUACUGAAACAGCGCAUAAGCUAAGAUGGAAUCAAAUGAUAAAGUCAGACAUGCAUGUACAGCAAAAAGUCAUAUUGCGUCAAGUUUUAUUCAUAUAGCUCAGUGUCACAAGCCAGUUAUCGUACACAUCUGUUUACGAUGAUGUCACCUAGUCACUCCAGUCCUAAAUGAGCUUCCUUUCUGUGCUCACUGACUGCCCCCUGUAGUUUUUAACACUGUUUUUGCUUAGUAAACCUAGAGAGGCACUGAGAUAGGACACUAUGCCAGGUCUGUAAUCCAAGCACACAAAAAUAUAAGGUAAUACCUGGAAAACCAGGCUGAAACACCUGAGAUACGUGAGGCUGCUAUCGUCUUUUCCAUGGUUGAGGAACCAAUGGUGGAACAGUCAAGAAUCAAAUCAACGAUGGGGAAAAAAAUUGCACUGCAGUGGUGUUUCACUGUUUCUUUUGCUUAUUUAUCUUGAAACUGAUGAGCACAAUAGAUAUAUAUUCACUUUAGUUGAUGAUGUGGUUUGUUUGGUUGUCAAAAAUUUCAGUGUUGUGGACAAGACUAAUCGAGACAACUUUCUUAAUUAAGACUUAGACAAUGUAGUUGAGACCAAAACCAUAACAUUUCAUUAUUUUUUCAUACAUUAAUUUCAUCUCAGUUUUAAAAUUAUUAUAUUAGUUGUGCACUAUGAUAAUAAAUGUUUAUUUUAUGUUGAAUAUGUAUAUUUUAUGUAGAAUAUAUUCACAGUGUGUGCAUAUUUACUGCACAGUAAUGUUUCAGAACACUAAUACUUAACCCUUUUGAACAUUAUGCAGGUUUUGUAGUCUUCACACUGAUAUACCUUUGCACAUGUGCAAUAGUUUUUCAACACUUUUUUCACUGAAUCUAAGUGCAUUCUAAAAAUGAAGUCUCCCCAGCUUCCUUACACUGCUAAUCUUUAGUGGCAAGGAAGGUUUCUAUAAAAUGAAACUUCUGAUCAAUUCAUUGUUGAAAAGAAGAAGAAGAAAACAUUUAACAGGAAUCAGAAGGCUGAAGAUAUGAGACAAUGAAAGUCGUGUGACUAAAACUGACUUGAAGAACCAUAACACUGACCAUAAUGCUGUCACUGUUACUGCAGGUUUGUGUGGUAUGUACUGUAGGAGUAAUUGCCAUAAACAUAUGAGGCCAUAUUUAUUAUCAGCCAGGAGGGCAGAGAGUGCUGAAACUGAUGAUCUCAGAAAAUCUCUCAUUUGUUUGUGUUGCUUCUGUUAUUGUUUCAGAACUAGUGUGGUAAUGAUUUAUUGAUGGGAAGACAUUCAGAUAAGUUGCAAUACCAUUAAAAUGUGAGCCCUUGAACCAUGCUGGUGUGUACACAUUUACCAUUUUUGAGAGAUCUUUUAUUAAAGGUUAAGCUACAGUAAAAAA
This is a messenger RNA of Monopterus albus (swamp eel), 2635 nucleotides long. It is a transcript of the gene prkab1a, whose product is annotated as protein kinase, AMP-activated, beta 1 non-catalytic subunit, a. Gene Ontology annotation, biological process: signal transduction. The transcript is spliced from 8 exons. Gene Ontology annotation, molecular function: protein kinase binding. Bases 177 to 986 code for a protein of 269 amino acids. Gene Ontology annotation, cellular component: cytoplasm; nucleotide-activated protein kinase complex; nucleus. The record is from RefSeq and is a predicted model, not a curated record. NCBI's taxonomy places the organism in Eukaryota, Metazoa, Chordata, Actinopteri, Synbranchiformes, Synbranchidae.